Messenger RNA from Rhincodon typus (whale shark), 850 nucleotides. RefSeq names its product SH3 domain-binding glutamic acid-rich-like protein. Lineage: Eukaryota; Metazoa; Chordata; Chondrichthyes; Orectolobiformes; Rhincodontidae. Bases 191 to 835 code for a protein of 214 amino acids. The transcript is spliced from 10 exons. Gene Ontology annotation, cellular component: cytoplasm. The record is from RefSeq and is a predicted model, not a curated record.
GGGCCUUCGCUCUCCUGAGUCGGGACUUCCCCCCGCCCCCCAAGCUGCGCUGAAGCUGCUUGUCUGUGCAUGGGUGGGAACUUGCCAGGUUAAAUUCGUUGCAGAUAUUUUCGCCUCCUUUGCUUUUUAUUUGUUUUUUUUCCCCCUUCUACUUCUUUUGUCGGAGGUGUUGUUGACGUUGAGAGAAGCCAUGGUUAUCAAGGUCUUUAUAGCAAGCCAGUCCGGUUCCACCGCGAUCAAGAAAAAACAACAGGAUGUUCUGGGUUUUCUAGAAGCCAACAAAAUUGAUUUUAAAGAACUGGAUAUAGCAGCAAAUGAAGAUAACAGAAAAUGGAUGCGGGAAAAUGUUCCAGGAGAAAAACGCCCACAAAAUGGCAUUCCCCUCCCUCCACAAAUUUUCAACGAUGAACUGUAUUGUGGGGACUUCGAAGCUUUCUUCAAUGCCAAGGAAGACAAUGGAGUUUAUGCAUUUCUUGGUCUGGAUCCUCCUCCUGGUUCAAAGGAAGCACAUCAAGCUGCAAUCAUCCAGAAUGGUGAAGUUCCAGAAAAUGAUAAAGCAGAUGGCAAUGAGCUGCCUGUAGCUGCAGAAGAUCAGCCUGAAGAAAAUAUUGAAAUGUUGCAUAAUCAUUUUGAACAGUCAACAGAUAUAAAUGAAAACAUUGGUGAGAAUGAAGCUGACAAACAUGAGGAAUCUGUUCAUCAAACAAUUGAACCAGAAGAGACUACAAAGGAAGAGAAGGAACCAGAAAUAGAGGAUGAAGAAGCAGAGCCAGUUACAGAGGAUGAAGAAGAGCAACCUGUUACUGAGGAAGAGGAUGAAGUGGAUGAAUCUUAAAAAAAAUUUUAUGCU